Molecule: messenger RNA, 780 nt
Organism: Pestalotiopsis fici W106-1
Lineage: Eukaryota; Fungi; Ascomycota; Sordariomycetes; Amphisphaeriales; Sporocadaceae
Exons: 1
Coding region: 1-780 (259 amino acids)
Source: RefSeq, a predicted model, not a curated record
AUGGCAGAUCCCCAACAAGUUGAGCAGCCCAUCGGGGCCGACGAAGUCGAAGCCACGGCCGCGAUCGACAACUCAGGUACCCAGCAGACAGCGUCUACCCCUUUCCAACCCAUUUACACCCUUGUGAACAACACAUCGACCAGGACCACACACCACCCCCGCGUGAAAUAUAUCUUUAGCGACGACGACCCAGAUGAGCUCAUGCAGGCCCUAGCCCAGCAAGACCACGCGAACCUGGGCGAGUCGGCCUCGGGCCCUGCACCGGACCAUCGGGCCAUACUAUUAGAUUUGACAUCGGCGAGUGAUGGCACGCUCAACGUGUCGUGGGCAUCCAGCCUCUCGCCAUCCUGGGCCGUCCUUGAUGCUCAGGUCACCAAAAUCUCACCGCCGUCGUCGGAUGGCGGAGGCAAUAGUGACCCUACCGCAAGUCCGACGCAAAAGAAACCCGACCGGCUCAUGCUCCGGAUAGAAGGGAUUGAUGGGGGCUCCCUAGCAUCGGACAGCGAGCUGAGGCUUUCCGAUGAGAAGAGCCGGCUGGGGUCCUCUGGCAGUGCCAGUGGCAGUGGGCAGAGGGUCACGGAAACAGAAGACUACAAUGCCCUGGUCGACGAGUUCGAUAAGCGAAUGUCUCUGCUUAGAAAGGUCGUUGACGCAGGUGAAGAGAGGCGGAGAAAGGUCGCUGAAGGUACUGGACUGGGGCCAAAUGUGCAACAUGAUAUACCUCCCGAAGCAGUGCCCACAAGUACGGAGAACUUGCGGAAGUCUGUUGACUCCGGAUGA